AUGUUUUGGAAAAAUAUUUUUUCAAUUGUUGAAUCAAAAGUGCAAUCUUUGAGAAUUAACAAUAACGAUUCAUUUGCUUCAUUAAAAUUAGUUCCAAAUGUAAAAUCAAUUAUUAUAUCUUCAUCAUAUAGUUUAGCAGAAGAACAUUUAGAAUUAAUCCUAAAGAUUGAUCGAUUUAAAAAAAUACGUUCAUUAAUAAUGAAGUUCAAUGAAUUAUUUUUUACACCAUCAUUGUAUGAUAAUUCAGUUAAUCAAGAUCUUUUAUUAUAA
Messenger RNA from Rotaria sp. Silwood2, 270 nucleotides. NCBI's taxonomy places the organism in Eukaryota, Metazoa, Rotifera, Eurotatoria, Philodinida, Philodinidae. The record is from the annotation of a GenBank genome assembly.